Molecule: messenger RNA, 1726 nt
Organism: Varroa destructor (honeybee mite)
Lineage: Eukaryota; Metazoa; Arthropoda; Arachnida; Mesostigmata; Varroidae
Product: translation initiation factor eIF2 assembly protein-like
Cellular component (GO): cytoplasm
Source: RefSeq, a predicted model, not a curated record
GAUGCGGCCGCACGCAGCGUCAGCAAAAUCAUCAACAGCAUCAUAACCAACAACACGAAGUGGGACUAUCAAGUGGACCCGUGGAGGCUGAAAAUGUGGUGUUGUUUUUCAACUUCGUCCAUUUUGUCGUUCAUUCUAAAUCGCUUCAGAAUUCGUUUCUGAUCUUUCCGCUACUCUUUUACAUUUUGUUCGUUUUUGGAUGAAAACAAAAAGAAAGAUAACAACAAACAGACAGGGGGAUUUUCCCGGUAGUCAAAACGCGACGUUUCGCUGUCGCGCAGCUAAUCAUUCGUCGAUCUUGUGAACAAAUUUAAAGUUGAUUAAGGGUGCUCACUUUGGCCAGUCGAAAUGGCGGAAGCAAAUGGCAGCCAUCGCCUUCGAACAGUCAGCCGUAGUGAGAUAAUGCAGUGCAGUUUUCCUGUGUGGUAUUACCAGUUCGAGAAAGUGACCCCAUUGUCGUUUAUCACGCCACUCCCGGCGGACUUCGUCGAAUAUUUGCUUUCGGAUGAUACUCUCCGAUUGCCCGGUAAGCCAUAUCAGUGGAACCGGAAGACACAAAAGGACAACAGUCAAGAGGACAACGACUCUGAUGUAUCUUGGUCGGACGUAGAAGAUGACGAUGAGCUCGGUGAAGGUGCAACCGACGUCCCUGCCUUCGAAAAGCUGUCGCGUUGGGUUUCGAAAAAAAUCCGAAAGUUAGGCGGCCGUUGCUUUCCGAAAUUGGACUGGAGCUGCCCCAAGGAUGCAUCUUGGAUAGGCCUUAACAAUUCACUAAGCUGCAGCACUUUUGUGGAUGUGUGCCUUCUGUUAAAAAGUUCAUCAUUUGUGAUCCACGAUCUUACAAAUCCAUUCGAAUAUUGUGACGACACAAUUCCACUGGAUACCGCAUGUCACGAAACGGUUGCUGAGAACAUUAUAGGCGGAGAAGCUGCUUCGUGCAUACCUCACCAUCUGGUACUACGAAAAUGGGUAGAAAUUGAACCCUCAUUUGAAUUCCGUUGUUUUGUUCACCACCGGGAACUGACUGCUAUCUCGCAGAGGGAAAUCAGUCAGUAUUACGGGUACAUCAUCGAGCAACGGGAUCAGAUUGUAAAUGACGUAAUGUCCUUUUUCAAGGAAUACAUUCAAGACCGUUUCCCUCUAGAAAAUUACACCUUUGAUGUAUAUCGUUCACGCAAGGACUACGUUCGACUACUCGAUUUUAAUCCUUUUUGCGCUCAAACCGAUGGACUACUUUUCGAUUGGAACGAAUUAUAUAAACUGAAGGCGGAUAAUGAUCAACCGGAGUUCCGUUAUCACACUGAUGGUGUAAGCCUUCGACCGGGAAGCUACCGGCAGUACUCGUUGCCGGACGAUGUUCUUCACUUUUCAAACGGCUCAAGUGCCGAAAAGCUUGUUGAUCUUAUGAGAAUACAUGACGUCCAGAAGCCAAAAAAAAGCGAAAACCUACCCAAACGCGUAGCAAAAAAAAGCACAGGAAAAAAUUCUACUGAAAGUGGCACCGCUAAAGAUAGAACAUAUAGUAGCAGCAGCGCGACGAGUUCAGGUAGUAAAAACUAAAUGAUCAAAUAUUUGUUCUGAUCAGCCAUUGCACUCUAAAAGAAGGCAGUGAGCAAUGCUAGUGCAAAUUUUGAAGAAAUUAUUUUUCUUCGGCACUCUGACGCCCGAAGCGAUGGAUAAUACACGGUAAUAAGUUAAUAAAUGUAUUAUGCAGUGUUUUGAGCAA